AACCACUUUCUCCACCAUUAAUCUUCCUCAUUUCCUCUCCUCCUCCUCCUCCUGAUCUGAAAGCUCACACACAGACAUUCUACUACAUUGUGUUCAUCAGUUCAUCAUCAGAAAGAGGGAAGCAGAGUACUCAUCCAAUCCACCGUACGUCUUCAAUCAAUCAAUCAAAGACGAAGUCAAAGACGCCUUCCAGUACUCCCAGUGAAGAGAGUACUCAGAGACGAAAGAAUGUCGACGAUGUACACAGUGAAGGUUGAAGAAUCGACACCGGCGGCUGGAGGAAAACCUUCUGCGGGGCCUGUCUAUCGCUGCAUAUACGCUAAGGAUGGUCUCCUGGAGUUGCCUCCCGACAUUGAAUCUCCUUGGGAGCUCUUCAGCCAUUCCUUUAAAAGGAACAGUGAAAACCAGAUGCUGGGCCGCCGGAAGGUCGUUGGUGACAAGGCGGGUCCAUACGUAUGGUACACUUACCAGCAGGUUUAUGACCAAGCCAUCAAAAUUGGGUCUGCCAUCAGAAACCGCAACGUUAAUCCUGGUGGUCGUUGUGGCAUAUACGGAUCCAACUGCCCUGAGUGGAUAAUAGCAAUGGAGGCUUGUAACAGCCACGGCAUAUAUUAUGUUCCUCUAUAUGACACCCUGGGUGAGAAUGCAGUGGAGUUCAUCAUCAACCAUGCUGAAGUCUCGAUUAUCUUUGUUCAUGAGAAAAAGAUUCAAGCAAUGCUCAGGUCCAUUAAAAAAUGCACUUCACAUCUAAAAACACUCAUCAGUUUUGGAAAGAUUACUAAUGCACAAAAGAAAGAAGCUGAACAAGUUGGGGUGUCCUGCUUCUCUUGGGAAGAAUUUUCCUUAACUGGGAGCAUGGACUGUAAACUUCCUCCAACAAAAAAGGGCGACAUAUGCACAAUAAUGUAUACUAGUGGAACAACUGGAGACCCUAAAGGUGUCCUACUGACUAAUGAGGCUAUCAUGGCUGAAGUGUUGUCCAUGGAUCAACUGAUUCUAGAAACUGGUAAACCGGUGACAGAAGAAGACACAUACUUUUCGUUCCUCCCAUUGGCCCAUGUAUUUGAUCAGAUAGUUGAAAAUUAUUGCAUCCACAGGGGUGCUUCCAUAGGAUUUUGGCAAGGGGAUGUCAGGUAUUUAUUUGAAGACAUUCAGGAACUGAAGCCAACAAUAUUCUGUGGGGUACCUCGAGUAUUUGACCGUCUAUGCACAGGUAUUCUUGAUAAAAUUUCAUCGGGAGGAGCACUGAAGAAGGGGUUAUUCCAAUGGGCUUACAACUACAAAUUGAAAAAUUUGAAGAAUGGAUUCAAACAACAUGAAGCAGCCCCUCUCUUUGACAGACUAGUCUUUGAAAAGAUCAAGCAAGCACUAGGGGGUCGAGUCCACAUCAUCAUAUCUGGAGCUGCACCAUUACCUCUACAAGUGGAAGAGUUUCUGAGAGUAACAAGCUGCAGUCUCUUGUCACAAGGAUAUGGUCUUACAGAAAGUUGUGGGGGAUGUUUUGCUUCCAUAGCAGAUGUUUUCUCUAUGAUUGGAACAGUGGGGGUUCCCAUGACAACCAUAGAAGCGAGACUUGAGUCAGUGCCUGAGAUGGGAUAUGAUGCACUGUCCAAAAUGCCACGUGGAGAAAUUUGCCUGAGGGGAAGAACCUUAUUCUCUGGUUACUACAAGCGACAAGAUCUGACAGAUGAAGUCAUUGUGGAUGGGUGGUUUCAUACAGGUGACAUUGGAGAAUGGCAGCCUAACGGGACAAUGAAAAUCAUUGACAGGAAGAAGAAUAUUUUUAAGCUGUCCCAAGGAGAAUAUAUUGCCGUGGAGAACAUCGAAAGUAUAUAUGGUCAAUGCCCUCUUGUGACAUCAAUUUGGGUCUACGGGAACAGCUUUGAGUCCUUCCUUGUGGCUGUGGUGGUCCCUGAAAGAAAGGCAGUUGAAGAUUGGGCAGCAAUCCACAAUGAGACUGGAGAUUUCAAAUCAUUGUGCACAGACCCAAAAGCAAGGAAGUAUAUUCUAGACGAGCUCAACAAAACUGGUCAGAAACAUAAUCUUAGAGGUUUUGAGAUGCUAAAGGCAAUUCAUUUGGAGCCAAAUCCUUUUGACACGGAGAGGGAUUUGAUAACCCCAACAUUCAAACUGAAAAGGCCUCAGCUACUUAAGUUCUACAGGGGGGUCCCUGGAGCCCACCCAUGUUUGCCAUGGCAAAGGAGCACAACCUUGUGACAAAUACAAAUUUCACGAAACUUGGAGAAGUAUAUCUAUAAUUUAAUCCUACGAAGAACAAAAGUGCUUUCAUGAGGUUUGUGUAAAAUGGUAGGACAUUAUUGCUUCUAUUGGUUCUGUUUUAUGCCUUUGAUGAUGCUCAUACUGUCAUUGUUUGCAGGACUGUAUUGAUCAACUGUAUAAUGAAGCCAAGGCCA
Molecule: messenger RNA, 2414 nt
Organism: Macadamia integrifolia
Lineage: Eukaryota; Viridiplantae; Streptophyta; Magnoliopsida; Proteales; Proteaceae
Product: probable CoA ligase CCL6
Exons: 19
Coding region: 229-2217 (662 amino acids)
Biological process (GO): fatty acid metabolic process; wax biosynthetic process; cutin biosynthetic process
Cellular component (GO): endoplasmic reticulum; membrane
Molecular function (GO): long-chain fatty acid-CoA ligase activity
Source: RefSeq, a predicted model, not a curated record